Scylla paramamosain (green mud crab) is the source of this 4687-nucleotide messenger RNA. It is a transcript of the gene Arl6IP1, whose product is annotated as ADP-ribosylation factor-like protein 6-interacting protein 1. NCBI's taxonomy places the organism in Eukaryota, Metazoa, Arthropoda, Malacostraca, Decapoda, Portunidae. The record is from RefSeq and is a predicted model, not a curated record. Gene Ontology annotation, cellular component: membrane. Bases 115 to 744 code for a protein of 209 amino acids. The transcript has 6 exons.
UCUCUCUCUCUGCUGAUGUAAUGCCUCUGCUUUGUCGGUUGGUCAGAGUGAGGGAGCAGGGGUUGGCAGCAGCGCAUGUCAGUCUCAGUUCCCAGUCAGUUGUAAACAAACACGAUGGAGGCAAAUCCCAGCCAGGAACGGCGAGUGAAGACCCUGCGACGGGAGCUAGAGGGCUGGCGGGAGGUGCUGUGUGCCCUCCACUCUGUGCUCAUUUGGGAGAAACACUUCUUCCCCGCCAUCUCUGUCUCUGCCGUCACCUUCCUCUUCCUGAUCAUCUGGUAUGUAGAACCAUCAAUGCUCACACUGCUCUCAAUCCUCGGCAUCAUCAUUACCUUGUGUGACUACUUGGUUCCUCAGGUGGUGCCAUGGGUGGUGGGUGCGCACUACUGGACUGGAGCACACGAGCGAAAAUAUGAGCAGAUCAUCACCUCCAUUGCCUCCCUAUUCUGUCUGGCUUCCUCUGUGUCACAGACGCUCACCUCCAUGAAGGAGUCAAAGCCCAGAACUUACUUUGUGGUGGUGACAGGCAGCCUUCUGUUCUCUGCAUGGAUUGGAAGCAACAUCAACAAUCUCUUCCUCACGUACCUCAUUGUGGCGUUUCUGGUGCUGCUUCCUGGUCUGAAACACCAAGGCAUCAUGAAGAAGUACUUCUCUACCAUCAUCAAGGCCGUAUCCAGCAUCCUGAAAGGUCCUGCCCCAACCAAAGGGGAAGGCAGUGAUGGGGAGUCCAAGAAGAAGGAGUGAGUCUGUCUCUGUCUGUGCUCUAUCAACUUCACCAAUCAGACACAGAUAAAGAGUUGGACCUGCUGGAAGUGGUUGGGUAUGGUGUGUGUGUGUGUGUAUGAUGGGAUCUUGAAAGUGGUAUGACAGACUUUCUUUAGUAUGAGUGAGCAAAGAGUGGUGGAAUAAGGUGUAGUGUGUGUGUGUGUGUGUGUGCGUGUGUGUGUGUGUGUGUGUGUGUGUGUGUGUGUGUGUGUGUGUGUGUGUGUGUGUGUGUGUGUGUGUGUGUGUUCUUGAGGCUUUACUUUCAUUUACAAGCAGGUGUGAGUAGGAGUGGUAAAAAUUUGCAAGAAACACUGCUGCAAGGUGGAAUGCAGCUCUAAUGUAACAAAUUUCACAGUAACUCAUCUUCAACUCCAUAUUUCUUGCAUUUGCAUUGUAUUUUUAGCCUGUGGGAAUCAUAUGCAAGAUAGUUAAAGAUGUUUAUUUAUUUUUCUUAUAUUCAUACUGACCUUGUCUCUUCAUAAUAUGCAAUUGGUAGAAAUGUCACUUUCAUUAGUCCAUGCUUUGUUUACCAAGCUGUAAACAAAGGCAUAGUAGGAUGCUGAGGUCAUAGGCUGUAUGAAGCUCCUUUUUUUUCACUAGCAGGUCAGCAUCAGGAAAAGAUGGACACUGAACAAUGUUGUGUUCCCCAUUGCCGUUCAUUGAUGUUUUCCGGUGUCUUCUACUUCUCCCGGUGAGCUUUAGGUUUGCAAGGCAUUAUUAGUAAUACAGUAAAGUUAAAAUACCGGUAUAGUUUUCAUUAUGCAACUCCAUGAAAAAAACUGAUUAUGACCUCUGUUAUCACAAGCACUGAUCUUCAUCCCUGCAAGUAUAGAUAACUGAUUGACUCUUACUAAAUCAGCCAAACCAGUGUUGAAAGGAAGGAGCGAGUCAAGAGCUGAGGGUAGGAGUGGUGAUGCAGUCUUGAGUAUAUACAGCUCUUCCCCUCAAGCCUGGUUCUAUCUUAAUGAUCAGUGGCUGUGGCUGUGAGGUUCUUGUGUUGAGUGUGCAUAAGCUUGUCUUUCUCUGAUGGCCUGAGGUCUGUUGCCUUCAUUAUAUAUCCAUAAGAGAACAUUAAUUGAAUGGUGAAAAUGUAUCUGUGUUUUUGCCUGAACAGGAAUGGCCAAGACAGAAUGUUAGAUUUCUCAUGUGUGUUUUUCUUGGUAAUCUUUGCAAUUGAGGAGUUGAGGUAAUUGGAUGAUACUUGUAAUUUUCAAUAUUUUUCUCUAAGGUUAAAUGAUAGUUUUUUUGAAUGAUGUAGCUAGCAUAAUUGAAGCAAGGAGCAGGUUUGGUCAGUCACUUGAGUGCACCAGAACACGUGAAGCACAAAUAUUUUUAAUAGCGUGUGCAGGAUGUAAGUGGAGUGUAGCAGUGUUUGGUUUGUCAGGGAUGCAUAUUGUUCAGCUAAGAGAUGGGAAAAAUCAACCUUACCUAUUGCAGUUAUGAUAAUUUGUGGAUGUCAACUCUUGAAAGGUUAAGAAGAGGAUAAAGAAAUUAACUCACUUGUGGCUUGUGUUGGGAGCAGUAAUUGUCUCCUGUUUAGCUAUGUGGCUUCCAUGUUCAGAGAGGAUGUUGGUGUGCAAAAAAGGGCCUCACCAUGCAUCUGUGUUUGCCAAGUGACAGUGAGUUGCUUCAUGCCUCAGACACAGGGAAUAGUUUGUUUUUGUGUCCAGUCUUUAGUGAAUGGAUAACUUUGUCACAGCAAAAGUACCAUCAUCAUCUUAAGAAGCACUCACUGUCAGACAAGCACAGUUGCAUGGUAGUGCCUUAAGGGACCACAUCUGUGAAAGCAGGUUCUCCAUGUUUGUGUCAUAAGAUGUUGUGCUCUCUUGCUUCAAGCCUUUAUUGUCUUAGCCUAACAGUUUGAAUCAUUGUAGGUGUUCCUAGAUCUUGUCAGAGACACUUUAGAUGUAUAGUUUGUAAGCUAUCUUCUGUUGGUACAGUAAUGUGUUCCUGUUUUUCAUCAAGUUGUAGGUAGAGACAGUGAAGUAUACAAAUCGGAUGGCAUUAUGUGCAAAGCAUUUUGGCAGUUCUAUAUUAAUGUAAGCAUUGGAGUAGCUGGCUAGAAGUUAUUUGUAUAAUAUGUAUUUUGCAGCAAUGUGAGUGAAGCUAAAACAAUCACUACCUGUAAGGCUCAUCCACUCACACCUGACUCUUGUGAGGCAGUGCUUCAUGGAAGGCAGCCAUGAGAGCCAAAAUGUUGACUUGGACUGGACAGGAAUGAAGCCUCUGAUGGUAUAGAUAACAUUCAUAACAGUAAUAAGUGAUUAUAAGACCCAAGUGAACAUGGGUUGGUCUAUCAACACAAAGCAUCACUAGUCAUCUAAUAAAUUAGAAGGUAUAGUGGAAUGACUUUCAUAAAUGAGACAUCAUGCCAUUCUCAUCAGUUGUUGAAAGAGAUUUUGAGGGUUUAGAUAAUCUUAGUCUGUAAAUACUCAUCAUUUGAUCAGUGGGCAAGUGUGGUGGUUCAGUACAAGAGUGGAGAAUACAUGGACACUGAUUAUGUAGAUGUGUGAACUCGAGCACCAUCCUUGCACAAGUAUGUUUGUCAACGAUAUAAAACUUCAACUGAUUGAUUUAUCAGCCAAACUAGUAAGGAGCACACUCACCCAUUAACUGUUUGACAAGGCCUCAGCAUUGGAUGCUUUAAAUAAACCAAAUAAGAAUUCACAAAACUAAAUAGAUACCUAGUCUUUGCUUUGUCUGUGCCAAAAACUGCCUGGGUAAUGCGGUACAUAUUGGGGGGCAGGGUCAGCCAUGUGCAGGGAUGAGCCUCAUCUUGAGUUGUUGUGGUGAUCAGGUCACACGAUAAGUUUAUGAGUCACUGCAGUAGUGUAAAGUUUUUAUAUAUUUUAGUAGCUUUGUAAGACUAUAGAAUUGUUACCAAGAUAAUAUUCUUAACUUGAAUACUAUACCUAACUUUGAUGUUGAUAUUAUACUCCAGUAGAUAGUGGAUUUGAUAUAUUUUAUGCUAAUAAUGUGUAUGGAUGUAUGUAUGUUGAAUUUUGAAUCAUUAUUUCAAGUGUGGAAGAGCUCCAGGGAUGCACUAUAGAUUGAGGCAUCAGCAAGACUGGCUGCUGGUUUUGUUAAGUAAGCAAACGGCAGAUCGCUGCUUUGUGUGUGUGGCAGUGUAGCUUUUGUACUCUUGCUGCCAGUACUGGUUUCCCCCAGAGUAUUGUAUUUAUGUCAUUAUUUUAUUAUUAGGUAAGCUGCUUGUGUGUGUGUGUGUGUGUGUGUGUGUGUGUGUGUGUGUGUGUGUGUUUGUUUAUGAGCAGCUUUACGUGGAUAUAUUUCCUUAUUACGCUGUGAUGGAAGUCUUUCUCCCCCACCUUAAAUAUUAUGGUUAUAUUCUUGCCUCUUGUGUAGAAUUAUUACUUGAUUUCCGGGUGUCCUGUUGUACAAAUUGUAUGUAGGAACACCUCAAGCCGGUUUAUUUCUAAGAUGUGAGAAAGCAAGACGUGUUCUCUCGUAUCAGCAAAUUUGUUGUGGUGUUCAGUUCCUGAGACUUAAAUCUGCUUACUGUGUGCCUUAAUUUUAUUUUCAUCAGUAUGCUAUGUAUGUUAAACCACCUGAAAGUUUUUGUUCACUGUUGAUUUACUGGUAAUGAUGGCAGAUCAGAGUGUAAGAGGUAGACUAGGACAUUUCAGAAAUACCUUGGGGUUUAAAGGCAAUAUAUCAGUCCUUGGUGAAAGGUGUGGUACAAGUGGUGAGGAUGUGGCUCCAGUCUCAUCCUCCUUUGUUAAUUUGCUCACCUCACUGACACCAUGAGUUGUGUGUAUGUUUCUCAGACACUUGGAGAGGCAGCUUGUGUGUCUCUCUGGAGUAUGAGGUGUGCAGGCAGCUUGUGUUGUGUCACUCUGAAUGAGAAACGAAAACCACUGUGAUCUAAAAUAAAUAAAAAAAAUAAUAAAUAGGGCAGACCAGC